UCUCUAGCAACUGCGCACGUUGCCAUGCGUGUCUCCUCUCUUUUCUAAAGAAACAACUUCAGCGCGAGCUCCUGAGUGUGACUUUGACACGCUCCGGGUACGAGCAGCAGCAUGGAAAAUACACCCCAAAACAAACUCCACUCUUAGAAGACAGUAAAUAACUUCUGGGCGAUCAGUCAUGGAUGGUUCUACGAAUAGCCUAGAUGACGUGUCCGGGAGCAGCGCUGAGUACCCAGACCGUGUGUCCAUGAUGGAGGGGCGUCUGCAGGCACAGGAAGAUGAGAUCAUGCUGCUGAAGUCAUCACUGGCCGACGCGCUACGCAGGCUCCGCCUCCACGACCAGUUGAUCCCCCUGCUUAAACAGCAGAUCAUCGCAGUAAACCCUGCAGCCCCCCGUGUCCUGAACCAGGUUUACUGCUCUGACGGUUUCUCCAGUUCCCGUAAACUGUCCUCCAGCUCAGCCCUGGACAGCCCCCGCCACCCUGCCACCAGCCAAGUACUAAACAGCACUGAAGGUGAGAAUGGCUCUAAUGGGGACUCUACAUCCCCUGGUCUCAUACAUAAGACCCCAACGUAUGAUCGGGCUACCCAGACAGACCUCACUCCUCUGGUGCAGGACCAGGAGCUCGACAAGGUCCCCCUGGCUCUCACCAGGCCCGUCCAGAGCCUCUCCCUGGAGGAUGCCCUCCCCGAGGGGAUGUCUCUGACGGAGGAGGCUCGGGCCAAGUUCCACCACAUCCAGAGACUAGAACUGGAGGAGAAGGACGAGGAAGGGGAGGAGAAGGACCUGAGUUGGGCGUCUUCCGUAGAGGAUGCCAUCCACCCCACCGCCAUCAGGAACCUCCAAAGAGAUGACCACCAGGACCCAAAUGGCUCCACGGAGAGCUUGAGCUCAGCCUCCCAGACCCCAAUCUCAAGGUCCCCAGCCCCCCCUAAGGACCUGUCCGCCAGCCCCCGGAGCGGACCUCUCUCCAUCAUCCUGGAGGGCAAGAAGAAACCCCUAAGUCCGUUAGCUCAACCCUGCCACACCAUGGAAACUAAGAGAGCUCGCAGGAACAGUGAGAAACUGGUGAAGGACCCCCAGGAGAAGACAAAGAAGCUGCUGGACAAAAAGGCGGCAUCCUCGGCCAACCUACUCAACAGAUCCCCCAGUCUGGAGAGCCGGACCAAGGAUCUUAUCGCCAGAGCAGGAUCUCCCGGGUCCAGACGAGGAACCCAAGGUCAAUCAAUCAAGAUGUUCAUCCGUGGUCGACCAAUCACCAUGUAUGUCCCCUCCAACAUCCAGAACUACGAGGACCUGAGGAUGGAGCCACCUGUAGAGAAACUGGAACUCGAUUGGGUUUACGGUUACCGAGGACGGGACUGCCGGGCCAACCUGUACCUGCUGUCGUCGGGUGAGGCGGUGUACUUCAUCGCCUGUGUGGUGGUGUUGUACCACAUCAACAACCGCACACAGCGCCACUACCGCAAACACACCGACUGUGUCCGCUGUCUGACCAUCCACCCAGACAAGGUACGGGUGGCAUCAGGACAGACGGCGGGGGUGGACAAGGAUGGAAAGCCCCUGCAGCCUUAUGUCCAUAUCUGGGAUUCCUCCACACUGAUCACCCUACAACAGAUAGGACUGGGCACCUUUGAGAGAGGUGUAGGGUCUGUGGCUUUCUCCUUUGCAGACGCUGGAGCCUUCCUCUGUGUGAUUGAUGACUCCAAUGAACACAUGCUGUCUGUGUGGGACUGUGCCAAAGGAACCAAGCACACAGAGGUUAAGAGCACCAACGAGGCAGUGUUUGCAGUGGAGUUCAACCCCAGCGACAGCACCAACAUCAUCACUUGUGGAAAGUCUCACAUCUAUUUCUGGACCCUGAGUGCAGGCUCACUCACCAAGAAACAGGGCAUCUUUGGGAAAUACAAGAAACCCAAGUUCAUCCAGUGCUUUGUGUUCAGCCUGACGGGAGACGUGCUGACUGGGGACUCGGAGGGGAACAUCCUGACAUGGGGCAAAUCACCCGGCGACGUCAAGACACUGGGGAAAGGAGCCAAAGAGACGUUCCAGAUCAUGCGUCAGACACGAGCCCAUGACGGCAGUGUGUUUACACUGUGUAUGCUGCAGGGGGGCGCUCUCCUCAGCGGCGGGGGCAAAGACCGUAAGAUCAUCCGCUGGAGCGCAGACCUGGCACCCGAGCGAGAGUGUGAGAUUCCAGAAAAGUUUGGUGCGGUCCGUUGCAUCACAUAUGUAAACGGGGAAGAGGUGUUGGUUGGUACCACCCGAAAUGCCAUCCUGAGGGGCACUUUCUCUGACGGCUUCGUGGCCAUAGUGCAGGGUCAUGUGGAUGAGAUGUGGGGUUUGGCUACUCACCCCUCUCAGGAUGUCUUCCUCACCUGUGGACAUGACCGACAGGUGUGCGUGUGGAACACAGCAGAGCACAAACUGGACUGGUGCACCACACUGGAGGAGUAUGGGCUGUGUGCAGACUUCUGUCCUAAUGGGGCCGUGGUGUCUGUUGGGCUCAGCACAGGCAGGUCCUGGCAGUGUUAUGCAGACUCAGGACAACUGAGCGUUGGAGGAAUACGCAGAUUUAAAGAGGAGUCCGUAAUUUGCUUUCUGAUGAUCAUGAUCUUCUCCUCAAAGAAGUUGAUGAAUUUAUUACUGCUAAAGUGAAAGCCAUCCUCUCUUGGGGAAUGCUGCUUUUUAGAUAGCUUUGCGACAGUAUCAAAAAGGAAUUUCGGAUUGUUGUUAUUUUCCUCAAUUAAGUUGGAAAAAUAGGAUGAUCGAGCAGCAGUGAGGGCUCUUCAGUACUGUCUUUCCAAGAUAGUCGGAAGACUUCCAGUUUGGUGUGGCGCCAUUUUUGUUCCAAUUUUCUGGAAACUUGCUUCAUAGCUCUGGUAUUUUCUGUAUACCAGGGAGCUAGUUUCUUAUGACAAAUGUUUUUAGUAUUUAGGGGUGCAACUGCAGCUAGGGUAUUGCAUGCAAGGUUAAAUUGAGUUCCUCAGUUAGGUGGGUAACUGAUUUUUGUUCUCUGAUGUCCUUGGGUAGGCAGAGGGAGUCUGGAAGGGCAUCAAGGAAUCUUUGGGUUGUCUGAGAAUUUAUAGCACGACUUUUGAUGCUCCUUGGUUGGGGUCUGAGCAGAUUAUUUGUUGCGAUUGCAAACGUAAUGAAAUGGUGGGCCGACUGAAUCCUUAUGUAAUACAUGUAUCACUAGCCACUUUAACUAUGCCACUUUGUUUACAUACUCAUCUCAUAUGUAUAUACUGUACUCGAUACCAUCUACUGCAUCUUGCCUAUGCUGCUCUGUGCCAUCACUCAUUCAUAUAUCCUUAUGUACAUAUUCUUUAUCCCCUUACACUGUGUAUAAGACAGUAGUUUUGGAAUUGUUAGCUAGAUUACUUGUUGGUUAUUACUGCAUUGUCGGAACUAGAAGCACAAGCAUUUCGCUACACUCGCAUUAACAUCUGCUAACCAUGUGUAUGUGACAAAUAAAAUUUGAUUUGAUUUAUGAGGAAAAACAUUAAGAUCCACAACAUUUAUUCCAUGGGACAAAACUAGGUCCAGAGACAUGUUGGACAAACCCCACUGAGUCGAUGAUGGCUCCGAAAACCUUUUGGAGUGGGUCUGUGGACUUUUCCAUGUGAAUAUUAUUAUCAUUAAAAAUGUGAAUAUUAUCUGCUAUGACUACAAGGUCUGAUAGGAAUUCAGGGAACUCAUUGAGGAACGCUGUGGCCCAGGAGGACUGUAAACAGUAGCUAUAAAAAGUGACUGAGUAGGCUGCAUAGAUUUCAUGACUAGAAGCUCAAAAGACGAAAACGUCUGGGGUUUUUUGUAAAUUGAAAUUUGCUAUCGUAAAUGUUAGCAACACCUCCGCCUUUGCGGGAUGCACGGGGGAUAUGGUCACUAGUGUAACUAGAAGGUGAGGCCUCAUUUAACACAGUAAAUUCAUCAGGCUUAAGCCAUGUUUCAUUCAGGACAAUCACAUCAAGAUUAUGAUCAGUGAUAAAUUAAUUGACUAUAACUGCCUUUGAAGUAAGGGAUCUAACAUUAAGUAGCCCUAUUUUGAGAUGUGAGGUAUCACGAUAUCUUUCAGUAAUGGCAGGAAUGGAGGAGGUAAUGAGAUUGCUAAGGCGACCACUGCCAUGUUAGUUUUGCCCAACCUAGGUCGAGGCACAGACUCGGUCUCAAUGGAGAAAGCUGAGCUGACUACACUGACUGUGCUAGUGGCAGACUCUACUAAGCUGGCAGGCUGGCUAACAGCCUACUGCCUGGCCUGCACCCUAUUUCAUUGUGGAGCUAGAGGAGUCAGAGCCCUGUCUAUGUUGGUAGAAGAUGAGAGCACCCCUCCAGCUAGGAUGGAGUCUGUCACUCCUCAACAGGCCAGGCUUGGUCCUGUUUCUGGGUGAGUCUCAGAAAGAGGGCCAACUAUCUACAAAUUCUAUCUUUUGGGAGGGACAGAAAACAGUUUUCAACCAGCGAUUGAGUUGUGAGACUCUGUUGUAGAGCUCAUCACUCCCCCUAACUGGGAGGGGGCCAGAGACAAUUUCUCAAUGCCGACACAUCUUUCUAGCUGAUUUACACGCUGAAGCGAUGUUGCGCUUGGUGACCUCUGACUGUUUCAUUCUAACAUCGUUGGUGCCGACGUGGAUACCAAUAUCUCUAUACUCUCUACACUCACCAGUUUUAGCCUUAGCCAGCACCAUCUUCAGAUUAGCCUUAACUUCGGUAGCCCUGCCCCCUGGUAAACAGUUUGAUCGCUGGAUGAUUCGUUUUAAGCCUGACUGAAACAUAAUACUAAUACUGUGGGUAAUGGAGUCGCCAAUGACUAGGGUUUUCAAUUUGUCAGAGCUAAAUGUAAUGUAAUGUAGCUAAUGGUGGGAAGCUUCGGCCUCUCAGACCCCGUAACGGGAGGAGUAGAGACAAGAGAAGGCUCGGCCUAUUGACCCCCAGUUAAAUAAAUAGAAAUAUACAGAAAUAACAAAAUACGCCGAAAAGCUGUUGUGUUGUUCAAUCUACAUGUGUCCACGUCAAAAAUCCCAUCCUGCUGUUCAUUGUGGGAGAGUGGGAAAUGGGGGUACGCGGUGUCCAAGUCGGUUACGAGUAGCUAUGCGUGUGGAAAACAUUUAAUCACAGGUAAGACAAUUAACUUGUUUAGUACGGGCCAUUUGUAACUCCACUCACUACUUGUAGCUGUAUUGUCUGUUUUUGUAUUGUUGGUCUUGGAUAGCUUAAUGUUCCGGUCCGUAGCUAGCACUCACUCAGUCAAGUGGCUGCUUGCAUCGUUAUGAGGGGGUGGCAGGGUAGCCUAGUGGUUAGAGCGUUGGACUAGUAACCGGAAGGUUGCAAGUUCAAAUCCCCGAGCUGACAAUGUACAAAUCUGUUGUUCUGCCCCUGAACAGGCAGUUAACCCACUGUUCCUUGGCCGUCAUUGAAAAUAAGAAUUGGUUCUAAACUGACUUGCCUAGUUAAAUGAAAAACAAGAACAUUUAGUUUGAAAGUUUUUGCUGUGAGCCAAUGUUUUAGGUAAACAAACGCUGUGGGCAGGUCCAAUUUGUAAGUCGCUCUGGAUAAGAGCGUCAGCUAAAUGACUUAAAUGUAAUGUUAAAUGUCGCGACGUUCUCUCUCAUACCAAGCAUUAUCAACUCAUAUAAAGAGUCAAUCCAUAUAAAUACUUGCAUGUUAAUUACCAUGCCUUUGUGACAUGAACCCAUACAAAAUGAUACACAACCCCAAGAUGAUAAAAAAUACAGAAUUGUUUGGUGGUUCAAACCUUCAAACUGGUUGUCUACCUCUCUGCCCAAACCCCCCACCUACCACCCCCUG
Molecule: messenger RNA, 5809 nt
Organism: Oncorhynchus keta (chum salmon)
Lineage: Eukaryota; Metazoa; Chordata; Actinopteri; Salmoniformes; Salmonidae
Product: echinoderm microtubule-associated protein-like 3
Exons: 20
Coding region: 179-2659 (826 amino acids)
Biological process (GO): microtubule cytoskeleton organization
Cellular component (GO): mitotic spindle
Molecular function (GO): microtubule binding
Source: RefSeq, a predicted model, not a curated record